Phycodurus eques (leafy seadragon) is the source of this 2418-nucleotide messenger RNA. RefSeq names its product plasminogen (gene plg). Gene Ontology annotation, biological process: proteolysis. Gene Ontology annotation, cellular component: extrinsic component of plasma membrane. Bases 1 to 2418 code for a protein of 805 amino acids. The record is from RefSeq and is a predicted model, not a curated record. The transcript is spliced from 19 exons. NCBI's taxonomy places the organism in Eukaryota, Metazoa, Chordata, Actinopteri, Syngnathiformes, Syngnathidae. Gene Ontology annotation, molecular function: serine-type endopeptidase activity; signaling receptor binding.
AUGGAGACGUCCAAAGCAGCCUUCCUGAUGGCAGCGCUUGUCUGCACCGCCGUGAGCGGUAGCGAGACAAUGGAGGGCUACAGCAAAACCGAGGGGGCCUGGCUAAUCUCGAUCGACAAGCGGAUGUAUUCCACCAACACGGCGGAGGAGUGCGCCGCCAAGUGUGACGCGGAGACCAGUUUCACAUGCAGGUCCUUCAUGUACGUGGAAAAGGAUCAAGAAUGUUGGACGGCAAGGGCAAACUCCAAAAUAGAGACAGUCAUGCGCAGAGUCAGCACAACUUUUUAUGAAAAAGAAGGUUACCUCAAGGAGUGUGUGAACGGGAUCGGAACGGACUACAGAGGAACAAAGUCCAGUACAAAGUCCGGAAAGACGUGUCAGCGAUGGGACGCCAAAUUCCCGCACAGGCCCAACUUGACGCCGGAGAGCAAACCCGAGGCAGACCUGGAGUCCAACUUCUGCAGAAACCCCGAUGACGACGCAGGCGGUCCCUGGUGUUACACCACCGACCUUGACACCCGCUGGGAGCACUGCCACGUUCCCAGCUGCACGGAGGACUGCAUCCAUUGCAAUGGCGAGAACUACCGAGGUAAGGUCUCCGUCACCAAGAGCGACGUAGCCUGCCAGCGCUGGGACUCGCAGGAACCUCACAACCACGGCUACAACCCCAGCGCGCUCCCACAGAAGUAUCUGGAGGAGAACUACUGCAGGAACCCGGAUGGAGACCCUCAGCCAUGGUGCUUCACAACCAACCCCAACAAGAGAUGGGAGUUUUGCUCCAUCCCUCGCUGCACGUCGGACACUCCCACCGUGGCCCCAGAGAUCACCUGCGCCACCAAUGAGGGCAGCGCAUUCCGGGGAUCCGUCGCUGUGACAGAGUCCGGCAAAACGUGUCAGAGUUGGUCCGCCCAGAUGCCUCACAAGCACAACCGCUCACCUGAAAACUACCCCUGCAAAGGUCUGGACAACAACUUCUGCCGGAACCCCGACAACGAGAGGAAGCCGUGGUGCUAUACCACCGACCCGAACACCCGCUGGGAGUACUGCAGGGUGCCCACUUGUGGGGACGGACCUGGACCAGACAAUGAGGUCAUUCCCACGGAGGAUGACGACUGCUACGAGGGCGAUGGAUCCAAUUAUCGCGGGGUGACCUCUGAGACCAUCAGUGGGAAAAAAUGUCAGGCCUGGACCGCUAUGAGUCCACACAGACACAACAAGACUCCACGGCAGUACCCCAAAGCGGACCUCAGGAGGAACCUGUGCAGGAACCCUGAUGAAGACCGAGCUCCCUGGUGCUACACCAUGGACCCUAGUGUCCGCUGGGAAUACUGCAACUUGGAGAUAUGUUCCAGACGCCCCCCUGUAAGUGCGCCCACCACUGAAGCCACUACACCUGAAAAACCCUCCACCCAGCUUCCUAUCCAGAAAGAUUGCAAGGUUGGGAGCGGCGCCACUUACCGCGGCUCAACUUCUAUCACCAUCAUGGGCGUGACUUGCCAAGCUUGGCGCGCUCAGACGCCACACCAGCACAACAGUUUCACCCCAGACACUCACCCCGACAAGGGCCUGGAUGGCAACAGUUGCAGAAACCCAGACAAGGACGUGAAUGGACCCUGGUGCUACACAACGGACCGCAACAAGAAAUGGGAUUACUGUCAGAUCCCUGACUGCACAGGCUUGACUUGCGGUACACCCGCCACCAAACCCAAGCGCUGCUACGGUCGCAUCGUGGGGGGCUGUGUGGCCAAACCGCAUUCGUGGCCCUGGCAAAUCAGCCUUCGCACCAAUUCAGGAAUCCACUUCUGUGGGGGAACUCUGAUCCACCCUCAGUGGGUUCUGACGGCCGCACACUGCCUGGAGAGGUCCAAGCGACCGGCGGCCUACAUGGUUCUUCUGGGCACGCACAGGGAGCAAACCGUGGAGUCAUCUGCUCAGCGGAGGGCCCUGGAGAUGAUCGUGCUGGGGCCCAACGGGGCCGACAUUGCACUGCUCAAACUGGAAAGGCCUGCAGUCAUUAACGACAAAGUCCUGCCAGCUUGUCUGCCAGAGAAGGAUUACGUGGUUCCCAGUGGAACCGAAUGCUAUGUCACCGGAUGGGGGGAAACUCAAGGUACGGGCGGCGAAGGCGUCCUAAAGGAAACGGGCUUCCCAGUCAUCGAGAACAAGAUCUGCAACCGACCCUCGUACCUGAACGGCAGAGUGAGAGAGCACGAGAUGUGCGCCGGAAACAUCGACGGCGGCACCGACAGUUGCCAGGGCGACAGCGGGGGUCCUCUAGUGUGUAACGCGCGCAAAAGGUUCAUCCUGCAGGGCGUCACGUCCUGGGGUUUGGGCUGCGCCAAUGCCAUGAGGCCCGGCGUCUACGCACGUGUCUCCAAGUUCGUGGACUGGAUUGAUCGAACCAUCAAAGCCAACUGA